This is a messenger RNA of Microthlaspi erraticum, 1392 nucleotides long. NCBI's taxonomy places the organism in Eukaryota, Viridiplantae, Streptophyta, Magnoliopsida, Brassicales, Brassicaceae. The record is from the annotation of a GenBank genome assembly.
AUGGCUAGUACACUGAGGAACAUUCAUGAUCACAACGUUAUCGGGUCAGAAGACACUGUGUACCGCUACUUGUGCCCCGUGAGAAAGACCGGAAGCAUUAUCGGGAAAGGUGGUGAGAUCGCUAAGCAGAUUAGGUCUGACACCAAAUCAAACAUGAGGAUCAACGAGGCUUUGCCCGGGUGUGAGGAGCGUGUUGUCACCAUAUAUUCAACCAGUGAUGAGUUAAACCAUUUCGGAGACGAUGGAGAGCUUGUUUGUCCUGCUUUGGAUGCUCUUUUCAAGGUCCAUGACAUGAUUGUCACGGACAUUGAUGCUAAUGUUGAUGCUGAUGAUGAUGAUGGAGAAGAUGAUGAUGUUAGUGAAAGAAAACAAACGGUGACUGUGAGGAUGCUUGUGCCGUCAGACCAAAUUGGUUGUGUUAUUGGGAAAGGUGGUCAAGUUAUUCAGAAUCUUCGUGUUGAAACCAAUGCUCAGAUUCGUGUCAUCAAAGAUCAUCUUCCUGCUUGUGCUUUGACUCUGAGUCAUGAUGAGCUUCUUCAGAUAAUUGGAGAGCCUUUGGUUGUGAGAGAGGCUCUUUACCAAGUUGCUUCACUGCUUCAUGCUAAUCCGUCAAGGUUUCAACACUCACUCUUGACGGCUCCGAGCUCCAUGCAUCAACCUGGUGGGAUGUUGAUGUCUGCGGCGCUAACGAGCUCUCACAGGAACUACGCCGUGCAUAGAGAUAUAGCAGACGCGAGGGAGUUUUGUGUUUGCUUCAUCUGUCCGGCUGAAAAUGUCGGAGGUGUGAUAGGGAAAGGUGGUGGUUUCAUUAACCAGAUCAGGCAAGAAACUGGUGCAACGAUUAGAGUCAAUACCUCGGAGACUGAUGAUGAGGACUGCAUCAUUUUCAUUUCAUCAAAAGAGUUCUAUGAAGAUCAGUCUCCAGCGGUAAAUGCAGCAAUACGCUUGCAGGUUCGGUGCAGUGAGAAAGUGGGCAAAGAUGCGAAUGAUUCAGCAAUAUCCACUCGUUUGCUUGUGUCGAGUUCUCAAAUCGGGUGUCUCAUUGGGAAAGGUGGAGCUGUUAUAUCCGAGAUGAGGAGUGUCACACGAGCUAAUAUCCGUAUUCUCCAAAAGGAUGAUGUUCCAAAAAUUGCGCGUGAGGAUGAAGAAAUGGUUCAGAUUACAGGAAGUCCUGAUGCGGCCAUGAAAGCUCUUACGCAAGUGGUUUUGCGAUUGAGAGCUAACGCUUUCGACAUGGAUCACGGACUUGUCUUGAUGCCAACAUCUUUUCCAUAUUUCUCUCAAGUGACCGAAAGUUCGAGCAAAGCCAAAUACGCAAAACGCGAUGGUGGUAAAGAUCACGACCAUAGUAAACUAAAUUCGAACUCCAAGAGAAGAAACAAUGCUUCUUAA